CUUCAUUUCCUUCAAUUUCUCAUUGAUUAAUCCGAAUUUGUUCAAUGGAUGAGACCCUCAUAGUCCAUGUACAAGAAUCAGAAUCCCAAGAACAGGAGCAAACUCCUCCCCUGCUCAAACCCCAAAAAAAUGGAAAUGGAAAUCAUGAUGUUGAUGAUACUGAUUUAGAUAAAACUCUUCAGAAGUUAGAAUUAUUUCUCACUUUGUUGGGUUUCAAUCAGUCUUCAGUUUUAAGCUUUGUGCUGUCAUGGAUUUUCUUUUUGGUAUUAGGGAUUCUAGUUCCUAUGGUUAUGCUGGAGGUCUCUAAUUGUCAAAAUCCUCAAAUUAAGAGUUUUGAGUUUGAUAUUUUAGUUUCUCAAGCUCUUCUAGCUGCUGCAUCUUUGCUUUGCCUUUCACAUAACCUUCGAAAGUACGGAAUACGCAAGUUCCUCUUUGUCGAUCGCUACAGCGGACAUAUCGAGCGAUUCAGUAAUCAAUAUCAUAAGAAGAUCUCUGAUUCUGUUCGCUUGCUAUUAUGGUGGGUGCUGCCAUGUUUCCUUUUGAAGACUGCACGUGAAAUAAUUCGCAUUUUAUAUGUGCAACACGAGUCAUGGUGGCAAUCGGCUGCCAUUUCAUUAGCUUUUGUUUCAUCAUGGACUUAUAUCACUGCAAUUUUUUUGUCGGCCUGUGUUUUGUUCCACCUAGUCUGCAGCUUACAGAUUAUACACUUUGAUGACUAUGUGAAGUUCUUGGAAAGGGAGCCUGAUUGUUUUGUUUUGAUACAAGAGCAUGUUCGCCUACGUUACUACCUCUCAAAAAUUAGCCAUAGAUUUCGAAUCUAUCUUCUGCUGUUGUUCUUAAUUGUCAUUGUGAGCCAUUUUAUGACUCUUUUCCAGACAACUGGUUAUACUGGGCUGAUUACUUACAUCAAUGGUGGUGAUUUUGCAGUCUCCUCGAUUGUUCAGGUUGUUGGGGUGAUCCUUUGCUUGAAUGCUGCAGCAAAAAUAUCCCACAGAGCCCAAGGUAUUGGAUCAAUAGCGAGUAGGUGGCAUGCUUUGGCUACAUGCACUUCUGGUGAAGCGUCACAAAUGAGAAACUCAACUAGCAUGAGUUGCCUGGAAGCUGCCAAUCGAUCUAACUCAUUCUAUAUGAACUUCUCAGAAAGUGAUUUGGAGUCUGUAGAUUUUGUAACAGAACCAACAAAUACACAAUUGGCUUCUUACAUGUCCUCCUAUCAAAAGAGGCAAGCCCUAGUGAUGUAUUUGCAGAACAAUCCUGGUGGAAUAACCAUAUUUGGAUGGACAGUUGAUAGAGGUCUCAUCAAUACAAUCUUCUUCAUUGAAUUGACAGUGGUAACGUUCAUUCUUGGAAAGACCAUAGUUUUUACAGGUCAGUAGGUUCUCAGUGGUUUGCGAAGAUACCUUUCAGAUGAUUAUAUUGGGUUUUCCUAAAUGCUCUAGUAGCAAAUGCUGACACCGUGAUGUACCAUUGAAUGACACCUCAAUCUAUCGGCAAAUGGAAGGGUCUCAACUGAAUCAUUGAUUAUUCAUGAAAUGUGUGUUCCAUUGCUAAAAGCCUGACAGUCAUUUCCACUGCAAACAUAGCCGGUUCUAGGUGCUGUGUUGGCCGUUUCUUCAUUUGGUUAGUUUCAUCCUUAUUGCUCUCUGAAGUUGUCCCCCUUUGUUGGGUUUGAAGAAAGGUGAGGUUGAGAAGUGUUGUAGCAAGUAUGAAAAGGAGGGGAAGGAUGCUUUUCUGCAUUAAGGAUGUAACUUGGCUGGCUGGCUCAAGCAAGAAAAUUAGUGCCCAGGAAAUAUGAGUAUAAACUGUCCUGAUGUUUAUAAAUUAUUUGUAUAUGUCUAGUGUUAAAAGUCCUGUGAUCUUGACAUUUCAUAUAAAUUAUUUGUGUAUGUCUAGUAUUAAAA
Messenger RNA from Solanum stenotomum, 1901 nucleotides. RefSeq lists its product as uncharacterized. The transcript is spliced from 4 exons. NCBI's taxonomy places the organism in Eukaryota, Viridiplantae, Streptophyta, Magnoliopsida, Solanales, Solanaceae. Bases 45 to 1376 code for a protein of 443 amino acids. The record is from RefSeq and is a predicted model, not a curated record.